Molecule: messenger RNA, 348 nt
Organism: Stegodyphus dumicola
Lineage: Eukaryota; Metazoa; Arthropoda; Arachnida; Araneae; Eresidae
Product: vicilin-like seed storage protein At2g18540
Source: RefSeq, a predicted model, not a curated record
AUGAGGAGGAGAAGCAGAAAGAGGAAAAGCAGCAAAAAGAGGAGCAGCAGCAUAAGGAGAAGCAGCAGGAGGAACAGCAAAAAGAGGAGGAGCAGCAGGAAAAGGAGCUGCAGGAAGAAGAGGAGCAGCAAGAAGAGGUGCAAGAGGAGGAGCAGAAAGAGGAGGAGCAGCAAGAGGAGACAAGAGGAGGAGGAGCAGCAACAAGAGAAGCAGCAAAAGGAGGAGCAGCAAAAAGAGGAGCAACAAGAGAAGGAACCGCAAAGUACAUAUUUACAAAAAGCAGAAAAUGCAUCAAGGAGAUUAGUUUUCAUAUUAAUAACAUUUGCAUCCAAAUUUUACUCAUUUUGA